Molecule: messenger RNA, 9741 nt
Organism: Myxocyprinus asiaticus (Chinese sucker)
Lineage: Eukaryota; Metazoa; Chordata; Actinopteri; Cypriniformes; Catostomidae
Product: roquin-1-like
Exons: 20
Coding region: 439-3699 (1086 amino acids)
Molecular function (GO): metal ion binding
Source: RefSeq, a predicted model, not a curated record
ACCUAGCAACUACUCAGAACACCCUAGCAACUGCUUAGCAAUGCACUAAAACCAGUCAAACAACCUUAGCAACCACAAAAGCAUAAAGCAACAUCCCAGCAUCGUGAUGGUGAAUUUUUGCAUGAACAAACAUUUUGUGCCAUCUGUGGUUCAGUCACUCCAAAGAAAGUUUCAUUACAGCAGCAGGCGAAACUCACUGUCGCCCUUCUUCUGCGAAGAUUGAGCUGAACCAAAUAUUGUUAUGUUUUUCACACUAUGUGCUGAACGCCCACAAUGCCAGAAAAUAUUUAAACAGUUUGAUCUUUGGAAGAGCAUUAUUAGUUCCAGUGGAACCUAUAGGACUUGCCAUAUCGUUUUACUCGAAACGAAUACAAAAACAAAUGCUGCAAUAAAAGAAGAUCUUUGGGACCAGUGCAUCACAGACUGUGCUUCGUUACAAUGCCUGUGCAAGCCCCGCAAUGGACCGAGUUUCUGUUGUGUCCCAUCUGCAUGCAAACCUUCGAGGAGAGCCACCGCAAGCCCAUCAGCCUGGGCUGCGGGGACACUGUGUGCAAAAUGUGCCUGAACAAACUGCAUCGCAAGGCCUGCCCGUUCGACCAGACCGCAAUCAACACAGAUAUCGAGCAACUGCCUGUCAACACAGCCCUUCUACAGCUUGUUAGUGGACAGGUUUCCAGUCCUCAGCCUGUCACCUUACUGACAGCUGCAGAGGACAUCAAGCACUAUGAGGAGUCUCGCACAUGUGUGGAGGACCUGGCCCUCUAUCUCAAACCCCUCAGCAAUACCAGAGGUGCAGGGCUGAAUGACGCCGCUCAGUGCAUGCUCAGCAGACCCAUGCAAAGAAAGCUGGUGACUCUGGUGCACUGUCAGCUGGUGGAGGAGGAAGGCCGCAUCAGGGCCAUGCGGGCGGCCCGAUCUCUGGGUGAUCGUACCGUAACUGAGCUCAUCCUUCAGCAUCAAAACCCCCAGCAGCUCUCCUCCAACCUGUGGGCCGCCGUCAGGGCCAGGGGCUGCCAAUUUCUCGGCCCUGCCAUGCAGGAAGAGGCAUUGAAACUAGUCUUGCUUGCUCUGGAAGAUGGUUCUGCCCUCUCACGGAAGGUUCUGGUCCUGUUUGUGGUCCAAAGACUCGAACCCCGUUUCCCUCAGGCCUCAAAAACCAGCAUUGGACACGUGGUGCAGCUCCUCUACAGGGCUUCCUGCUUCAAGGUCACCAAACGUGAUGAGGAUUCCUCCUUGAUGCAAUUGAAGGAGGAGUUUCGCACAUAUGAGGCUCUUCGGAGGGAACACGACUCUCAAAUCGUUCAGAUUGCUAUGGAGGGCGGACUGCGAAUUGCCCCCGACCAGUGGUCCUCUCUGCUGUAUGGGGACCAGUCCCACAAAUCCCACAUGCAGUCAAUUAUAGACAAGUUGCAGACACCAGCAUCAUUUGCUCAGAGCGUACAGGAACUCACCAUUGCCCUGCAGAGAACUGGAGAUCCAGCCAAUCUCAACUGCCUCAGACCCCAUUUGGAACUGCUGGCCGACAUUGACCCCAGCCCAGAUGCCCCUGCACCCACAUGGGAGCAGCUAGCCAAAGGGUUGGAAGCAGUGCGGACAGUGGUGCACGGUCUGGUGGAUUUCAUCCAGAACCACAGCAAGAAGGGAGGUGACCAGCAGCAGCCACCCCAGCACAACAAAUUCAAGACCUACAUGUGCCGGGAUAUGAAACAGAAAGGAGGCUGUCCUCGGGGAGCAAGUUGCACCUUUGCCCACUCUCAGGAAGAACUGGAAAAGUACCGUAAGAUGAAUAAACGUUUGGGAAUGCGUCAUCAACUCAGCCAGUCCCUGACGCACCUGAAUGAAAUGGACCUAGGUGCAGGUCUGUUGCCUGAGGAAGGCCUGUCCAUGGAGGUACUCCCACAUAAGCCCACCCCCAUCACCAACGGCAUCCUACCAGCAGGCCCUGGAUCCACUCUGACCCACCUGGUUUCAAGAGGCUCAAAACCAUCUUUCGACCCAUCCCUUAAGCCAGGAAAGAUGGACUCUGGAAGCUUUAGUGCACCCGGCUCUCCUCCAGAUUCAUUGGACCCUGUCCCAAAAACAGGGAUGCCCAGGAACCCCCACUCUAGGAUGGCAGGCGAUGGUGUAUUCGGACAGAGGCACAUGUCUGCAGGGCCUAGAGUUCCCCACAUGCAUCCACCUCACCAGUCUGAGCAAUACUACCCUGAGAAAAGAGCACCACCCACUUCCGCCCAAUAUGAAUCCUCUCAGUAUGCUGCAGGUAAUACUUACCCCCACCACCACGGCCACCAACGCUACGGCCGCCACCCCGCUCCACCUCCAGAGCCAGGCAUGCCACUAUAUCAGGACUCUUACCCCAACUCCUAUACCUCAGAGCGCCAGUACACCAACCCAACCUCCAGUACCAAUUAUGGAUACCCUUCACACCAUGAUGGUCGUCGUCACCCUGCUUACUCAGGCCACCCACAUUCCCAAGCUUUUCCCCCACGGGAGGAGCUAGUAAGGAGGAGUCCAGCACCUCUGGAUGUCCCCCCACCCCUACAGCCCCAAAGUUCUGCUUCAUCAUACUUUCCAGAAUCAGCUCAGGAGAGAUACGCCACGGAGAACUAUAACCACUCUAGUCAUAUCAGGAAUUACCACAGGAAUGCCUACACUCGAGCACAGCCGUCCCUGGACUACCUGCACCGCCGCAGACAGGAGAUCAUGGCCCAGCUGGAGGAGAGAACUGUUGUCUCGCCUCCAACCUUUGGGUCCUCAUCCUCCCUCUCGCACUUGUACGACCCCAACUACCCUCAGGAAAUGAGGGGACAAAGCCAUUACAUGGAGAAGAACUCCCAUGGUUUCGGACAUAUCCAGGAGACGGACUACACCGCUUCAUAUUCACCUUGGUCAUGUGACACCUUUGGUUCCUACAUUGGAAGCAAGGAUAUGAAGUCCAAAGAAGGCAUAAACGCCAUUGAACAGAAUGCGGGCAAGGGUCUAAGAGCGCACGGCUUGGAGCUUCAACGCAGAGAUGUCAAAGACGAUGACCCCAUCAUUCCCUUUGGAUCCCUGCCGACCGUGUCCCGCUUUGGAGCCAUCUCACGCACAUCUAAACCGGGCUAUCCGCCAAACAGUCCAAUACCACCGUUGCCAAACUCUGCCAAACAUACAGCUUCUGCUGCUGACUACACCUAUGGGAACCACAGAGGGUGGAGCAGCGACUCCUACCAGCAGCACCAAAUGUCUCAGGGACACUUCAGUGAACGUUUGUCCCCUGUGGUGCAGGCGAGGGAACAGCUGAGGAUGGAGCUCCAACAGGUCAACCAACAGAUCAGCCAACAGAGCCGUGGCCUGGAGAACUCAAGCUCUGUGAUGUCUCAACCGUCUCGAGUGGACUGGUCCUCUCAUAGUUUAUCCAGUGAACAGCUGAGUCUUGAACUGGACCAGGUGGAGAGAGAGAUCGGCAUGAGGACACAGGGGAUGGCUAUGGAGAACCACGAUGGCAAGUACAAGCUAGUUUCAGUCGAAAACGGCCAAGAGGAACGCGCUCUGCAACGAGACGAGCAUCCACUGACUCGCAGUGAAAGCUCAAAUGGCUCCAUUGUCUUGCCACAUGACUGUGGUCUCAUCAGCAGCAGUAUGUCCUCAUUGACCAGCAAGACAUCCUCUCUCAGUUUGUCCUCGGAACAGGUGGAGAACGGAGUUGUUCAUUCUUAGUCUACUCUGAGUCUUUCUACCUCAACUUCCAUUUCCAUUAACACCAUCCCACUCUAUGGAGCCCUGGGCACCAGUCAGCUUCUCUAUCCCAGGUUCACUCCUACAGGGUACUUUCGUCACCCCCCCAAGCUUUGGUUGUGUAACACACCACUCAUUUGCUUAAUUCUGUUUCAUUUGUUCUUGAGUGUUGUUCUGUUAAAUAGAUAAGGGCUAGAUGACAAUUUAACACUUGUCAGGCAAUUAUGGGUGGAGUCCAUUAGGAUUCACUGUGGAUGUGCCUAAACAGACUUGCACAAUCUUGCCCUCUGUUUACAACAGAACCUUCUGUUGAGUAUUUAAAUUUUUUUGCUGUGUGAAUCACCUUUUUCCUGAGACAAGCCGCCUUCUAAACCAGGGUUAAUAAGAAAUAUCCUCAGUCUUAAAUAUUUGUCAGGCAACGUGUACAGUAAUUCGACAGGAAUAGUGUUGUUUUAAUUAUCGUUAGGUAAGUCUACUGUUUUGGUUUUCGAAAGGAAUUUCGUUUUUUGAGUUUUUGUCAUAUGCGCUACAUUUUUGGUAGUUGCUCUAUUGCUUAGUUUGCUUGGAGUCACGUUUACACUUAUUCUGUCACAUAGUUUACAGUGUUUAAAUCAAUAUAAGAAUUGUUAUUGUAUGUACAGUACAGUAACUGAACUGCUGCAUAUUCAUCCAACAGCAACUAACCAGGCACGGCACAAGUUUGCAUCUAUAAGCAAUUUUCAUCUAUAUUGAGGCCAAAGUAUACUUAGUUUUUCUGCAUGCCACUACACCUCACAUUCAGCGUACUUAACGCAAACUUCGUCAUCAGCACAGUAGAUACGUGGGCAGUCCACGUCCUUGCGCGUCAGCUGUGCUAAGAGUACCACAAACCCAUCAAAUGCGCAUGCGUCGAACACAUCCGAAUGUAAUUGAUGUUUAAUGCGCCGUAAUGUGGAGCAAGAUUUUGGACCAGUUUUUUGAUUUUACACAGGCAAACUAGCACAACACUGCAGACAUAGAAACCUAGUAAUGUAAAAAAUGGUGGUUUGGACAAAAACUCAAACAAAAAGCUUUUAUCGUUUGACGCUUUAUCGUGUUGUGCCAGGCUAGGGUAAAGUGUUACACUUUUUAUCAUGUGAUCAGUUUCAUCAUGAUGGGGGUCAAAACUAUAUAUAGAUGUUAUUUGCAUUGGGCUUCAUUUGUUCACCAGCCUGUGUUUACAGCGUGAUGUAAAUGUCCAUUGUAAUACUUAAUAGUAAUGCUUGUAAACCCAAGGGUUCACUAAAUUAAUCUUAAUUCUGCUCAUGCCCACAAACCCUUUUCUGAUCUUAAUAGGGCCCUUAUAUUGUUCUCUCAACUGCCUGGAGACUUCGAUUGAGUUGGUGUAAUAAUCUUCUGCUACGUAUGAUGGAGAAUCAUUGCAGUUGUUCUCAGGGAUGCAUUAUUUGGCCUCUUUUUUUUUUUUUAAUGAAUUGAAAUACCAAUCCAGUUCACUCUUUCUGUGCAUGGCACAAGUAUAAAGAGAGAUAUGGAUGUGGAGUCUGUGGUUGGUUGGGAGGAUAUCAAACUUAAAUGCUUUUUGUACCCCACUUAAAGUUUUUGUUUUUUAUAUAGUGGGUAUAGUUAAAUUUUUCAUCCUGUGGAUGAAAAGAAAGCCAUUAUGACUACACAUAAACAUACAUUCUGUUUUAAGAAUGCAGAUGUAAUAUAUCAAACUUCACUUUGUCAGUGGAAUAACAAUCUUAAAAACAAGCAUAAAUUCCAUAAUCUGGAAGCCUGGUGAUUUAUUCGUAAAUGUUUGAACAUUUCUUAUGUACUGUUUCUUAAAGGUAACUCAUUUCUGAAUGAUGUGGCAUAUUGAUAUUCAGUCCAAAAAAGACUUUGAUCCUCUUAAAACCACCACAAGACUCCUCCAUUUUCAAUUCUAUUUAACUUCUUUGAAGUGUGAAGAACAUCUUGUUUUAUUGGGCUGGUUUGAUCGAAUCACAGGCAGUAUGAGCGACCAGUUCUCCUCACUUUCAUUCAUAUACUUGCUGUAGAGGGGGAAUAACGAAGCCCCUGGAUGAAUUGGUUCACUGAACAUUGAAGUCUUGUGACCUGUCUAAAAUCUUUGAGAUAGUGGACAGGAUGUUGGACUGUUUGAACUGGAAAGAGUUGGACGUCUUAUCUUCAAAACAGCCAAACCCCUAAGCGAGGUCAGAAUAUUUCCCCACUAGUAUGUUAUUUGGGUUCUGUUUUGCGCCUACUCCGCAAAAAUUUAGCUUUUUCUUUACAUCAAUGUCAGUGAGCUCUGUACUCCACCACCAGCCUUUCUAUCUGUAUUUUAGUAAUGAAUGAGCUCUCUGAAGUUACUCCAGUUUAUUUACUGAAGUUUGCCCAAGGCAAAAGUAUUUAGCAUUUUUUUUUUAUUAUUGUGUGCAUCACAGACAGACAAAAAUAUAGGUUAUACAUGGUGUGUUGUUGGGUGUGAAAUAUUGAUGUUGUUGUUUAAUGAUAAAGUUGAACACAAACCCUUUAGCUGUUAAUCUUUGUUGAACAAAAUCAAGCAUUUGUCUGGAAUUAAGUAUAUAAUCACACGUAAAGUGAACAAUCAGGUUGGAAGUAUUACGAACAGCACUCAUUUGGUUAAAAUGAGCUUUAAUCAAAAAUAAAAUCAAAAUGUAUUUAAUAGAUGAACAGGCAAAGGGUAGGAAAUGUGUCGAAAUUUGUGAAUGGCAGGCUCAAAUACUACUGAAUUUUCUACGGGUACAAAUUUUUGUAUGCAAUAGCAUUCAAACACGACUAAAUCCAUCAGCAAAAUGAUUAAAAAUAUAAACUAUUCGCUGUAAAUCUCAAACUUACAUUCUUCCAUGUAGAUCACUUCCUCAGUAGAGAGAUCUCAUCUCUUGACACAAAACACUGUCAAUUUGGAGAGUGUUUUUAUUUUUUAUUUUUUCUGCCAGCAUGAAAUGGUCUCACAAGACAUCCUACAGAUUCCUUAAAAGCACCUAUUUUGGUGGAACUUCUCUUAAGGUGGAGUUGAUUGCUAUUGCUUUAUUUCCGUUGUCUCAUUAUCUUUGAUAUAGUGUUACUAUGGCUUCGGUCUGAGCUUUUGGCAUUUAAGCAAUCGUCAAAAUUGGAAGAUUGGAAUUUUACAAAUUCGAUUUCAUUUUUGUUUUGAUAAUUGUUGAUCUGUGAUUCACAAUGUAGACUUUAAGGAAAGUUGGUUCAAAAGAAAAGGUGAAAAGCUGGAAGCUUUGUCGCUGUGGAGCCAAUCUACUGAUUCUGGAUGAGUAUCUUGUUCCUGUUUUAUAACAUCUACAUUUUAGCAAUGAUCUUCAUCCUUUUCUCUGUUUUAUUUUAAAAAGAAAACCUCUGUCUUUAUCUGAGGGUUGGUUUAAGUAUAUUUGGGUGUAAACGUCUUUUGCCCUGUUGCCUACACUUUUUUCUGGACUAUGAUUUUUGUUCGACCACAGUUUCAACACUUCAAGACUGUGCCUUUAUACAAAUCUGCAAAUAUUAAUGUGUUGGGUGUUUAGAUGUAGCCAAACCAUCUUUGUUUAUAUUCAAUAAUAAUCAGAUCUUCUCAGUCUUCUAAGUCAGCAUUUAUAUUAAAUGAUCUCUUAAAAUCUGCAGGCUUUCAGGCCACCAACUGAGUACUGCCUAUCCUUUCUGAGAUAAAGGAAAUUAUUGCCAGGUCAUUUGUUUGUUUUGUUUUUUUGUAGCCAUUUUGUGUAUCUUCAUACAAGUGAACUUGAGUAUUUAAGUGUGUUUCAUGGAGUGAUGGUGAUUGUUCCAUCUUUUUGGUGUUAAGGUUUGAAAUGGAUCAGGAAAACGAGGACAGCCUGUUGAUUUGUGUAUUUUGUCAUAGUUUGUGGUGUUUCUUAUUGAGAGAGGGAGUACCAUGGCUUAUUUCAUGAUUCAUGAUGUUAUCGAAGGUGAGGAUACAGGUAAACGUUCAAGGUUUGCCAUUUUCAUAUAAGCCAUUUAAAAAAUAGUAGACAGUUCCUUUGUACUGAAGUUUCCUUGAAUGAAUCGCAGAUAUGAACUACUCUCUCAAAGAAGGGCUUGAUUUACUGUGGUGUUGAAAUUAUGUACUUGAUGUCAGCCAUUUGAAAAUGUACAAAAGAAUUGUAACUAUUGUUGCAACAUGAUCUCCCCAUGAGCCAGUGGGGAUCACCUUCGAUUUAAAUAGGGAACCAAAAUGUUUACCAAAAUGGGUGAAUCUUUUGAAACUUGUCAAGAUGUCUAGGUUAUAUUUCACCCCAAAAAUAUGUGUGUGUGUGUGUGUGUGUGUGUGUGUGUGUGUGUAUAUAUAUAUAUAUAUAUAUAUAUAUAUAUAUAUAUAUAUAUAUAUAUAUAUAUAUACAUACACACACACUCACAUAUAUAUAUACAUACAUACACAUAUAUAUAUAUAUAUAUAUUGUUUGUUUAAAGAAAAUGAAGCACAAAAAAUCUAAUUCUCAUUACCGUAACGCAAAAAUGUUAUUCUCAUUACCGUAAUGCAAAAAUCCCAUUCUCGUUAUCGCAAUGCAAAAAUGUAAUUCACAUUACCGUAACACAAAAAUCUAGUUCUCAUUAAGGUUAUGCAAAAAUCCCAUUCUCGUUAUCGUAAAGCAAAAAUCUCCUUCACAUUACCUAAUGCUAAAAUGUCGUUCUUAUUACCGAAUGCAAAAAUAUCAUUCAUUUCCGCAAUGCAAAAAAUGUCUGUCAAUACUGUAACGCAAAAAUGUCAUUCUCAUUACCUUAAUGAAAUUCUUUUAAUUCUUAUUACGGUAUUGCAAGAAUCUCAUUCUCGUUACUGUGAUGUGAUGUGAAAAAAAUUAAAUUAAAUUAAAGAGAGGGAAAAAAUGCAUCUGGACAGGAUUUUCAUUACUGCAUUCUGGUAACAAUAAUAAAAUGUCAUAUUACAGUAAUGAGAAUUGGAAGAUAAUGUGCUGAAUUAAAUUAUGAUUUAAAUGAAAACAUCACAAUGAAAAAAAAUCUUCAUAGAAAAUAUGCUUAAUUUUCUUCAUGCAAAAUAUUAUUUGCAAUAUGACCUUGACAUUUCUCUGUGGGAUCCACCCACCCAGUGCUGACUUUUUUAAAAACAACGUAUGUCUUACUUAUGAUCAGUGUCCAAUGAAAAGCCUCAGUGUUCAUUGGAACUCAUUUGCAUAUAAAAAACAGUGAUUGUUGAAUGCAUUCAGGGUCUCUUUUAAAAUGAGAAUGUAGUGCUAUCUAGUGUAAAAUGUCGUAAAACUGCAAAGAUUUAUAUGAGGAAAUAGGAAUGGCUGAAAACUGAAUUUUGACACUUAGUGCCUGAAACACCCAAGAUUGCAGUGUUUUCCCACACUGAUAAAUGAUUAAUGGUACAUAUUGUUCCCUGGUCUUGAGGGAAAAGUAUACAUUGCACAUACAUACGUAGGAGGGCAUUUCAGUAGUAAAUUGAGAAGUCACAAUGUUACUUGGAAAACAUAAGGGUUGUGCACACAAAUACAGGCUUUAGUGUUUUAGCUUAUAGCUGCAGGAUGUAGUUUUGAAAUGAGUGAUUGUGUGUGUUCUGAUGUGUCUGAAGGGAGUGCUGUCCAUCUCAUUUCUGUCUAUUUGUUCCAACAUACUCAUUGCUUGCACUCAUGUAUUGACUGUUUCGUGGUCUUUUUUACCAUGAUUCAUAACAUUGGGAAAUAUAAUUGCUUUUGAUGAUUUCUCCCAUGUUAUCUCAUAUUAGACUGCUUAAAUUAAGGUACACUUUAACUUCUACAUGAAUAAGAAAAUAAAUGUUUGUAUAUUAUACUCCAUUAAGGAAUGUUUAGAAUUAUAUUUCUCCAAUGUGGAUGUAGUUGUAAUACCUUUUUUUCUUUUUCUUCUUUGUACAAGAUUUCACUGUGUGAAAUUUUGGAUUGCAAUUUUGUAUAAUACAAUUCCUUUUCUUCUUUGAGAGGGCAAGUGGGUAUUACUAACUGGAUUUUUUUUUUUAUUUUUUUUUUUAGAUAUUGAAACUUGAAAUUAUUUAAUAAGAAAUGUAUUUUAUGUGCAACAGUGAUUCUGGCAUGAAUUAUGAAUAAAUGAUAUUGUAAACCA